GAAGUUUACUUUCCUACGCGCAAGCGAUGCAGCGCACCAUCGUGACACUGAUGUGCAUAUCGGGGGGGCUUAACUUGCUCUUUCGCAUGGGCAUCCAUCUCGGUGGCAGCCACAUCCAGUUUCACGAGCUCCUGGCAACACGCACAGUUCGCAUGUACCGCGGCAUUCAGCCAUCGCCCGUGCCAUGUCCUGUCGGCAUGUAUCGCCCUGUAGGGAGCGGUGUGACAAUGUCCGAAUGCCAAUUUUGCCCCCGCGGGGUGUACGGUAACCUGCCAGGGCUCACGACAAGCACGUGCACGUCGCUGUGUCCGAAGGGCACGUACAACGACAAACUGGGCGCCACGUCCAUCGACGACUGCAAGCCCUGUCCCAAGGGCACGUACGGACAGUCGACGGGCAUGACGUCCAAGGUCUGCACCGCCCCCUGCCCGCUGGGCUCGUACAGCAUGACCGAAGGGCUAAGCAGCGUGUCCAGCUGCGUGGCGUGUCCUGGGGACUACAGGGGCCCCAACGGACGUCGCGGCAACAAUCUGAAUGGGUUUGCCACGGGGGGCUACGCGUGCGACCGGUACUACCUGGGCAAGGAUGUCCCAUCAGGCCGCAAUGCAAAGUACCUCGCGGCAACGUUGGACUAAUACACACUUGAGAAUUAAAUGAC
Messenger RNA from Aphanomyces astaci, 658 nucleotides. RefSeq lists its product as hypothetical. The coding region runs from base 27 to 635 and encodes 202 amino acids. NCBI's taxonomy places the organism in Eukaryota, Oomycota, Saprolegniomycetes, Saprolegniales, Verrucalvaceae. The transcript has 3 exons. The record is from RefSeq and is a predicted model, not a curated record.